AUGCCCUCAGACAGGCGUGGUCGGGGCCGUGGUGGCUUAAGGCACGAUUCACUCUCGCGCUCUGUGCUUGUGUCCAAGGGUCUCUCCCGGUUGUUGAGACACGCCGCUGAACAAGAGCGGAUCCCAAUCGACAGCCACGGUUACGUGAGAAUGGAUCAUCUACUAGGGUGGAAGAGAUUGAAAAGCAUGCAGCCGCCGGUCACGUUCGAGGAAGUCGUCGAAGCGGUCGAAAACAGUGAGAAGAAACGGUUCGCUUUGAAAUAUGUCGCGAGAGAUCCAGGUCCAGCUGAAAGCACACCGGCAGUGGAUGCCCCAACCGCUUCUGAGACUAAUCAGGCGCCUGCUACUGAGGACGAUCUGGAGACGGAGACGCGAAAGGCAAUAUCGAUGUUCCAGUCGACAGUGGGAGACCCCAACACCAAAUGCUUCUUCAUCCGUGCAACGCAAGGCCACAGCAUGAAGGGCGUCGAGGCAGAGAAUCUCCUGAAGCCGAUCUCGCUCGAUGAUCCGGCCAGCGUCCCCGACACAGUCGUCCACGGGACAUUCUACGGGGCAUGGAGCCAUAUUCUGCAAACCGGCGGCCUAAAGAGCAUGACGAGGAAUCACGUGCACUUUGCGACGGGUCCCAGCCUCAGCCAAGUGCUCCCAGAGGAUGGCACGCAGAAACAGAAAGGAGGUCUGGGCCAGGUGAUGGGAGAAAACAAGGUCAUCAGCGGCAUGCGAAGCGAUGCCCAGAUCCUCAUAUACAUCGAUAUCCGGAAGGCGCUGCAAGAAGACAAAGACAUGAAGUGGUGGAGGAGCGAGAACGGCGUCAUCCUGACGGAUGGAAUUACGAUAGAAGUCGAAGGGGGAGGAAGCAUGAAAAUUGUGCCGACGAAAUACUGGUUGGCAGCCGCGGAGAUCAAGGAGAGACUUGGAUUGUUGUGGAAGCAAGGCCAUGGUGAAGAUGGCGUUGUACAGGAGCUGCCCUCGACGCUGCGGAGUCGGCCUGUCCCUAGAGGGAAAGGUGGUGGGCCGAGAGGGAGAGGUGGUGGCAGUGGCAGAGGGAGAGGGAACCAGAAAGAGGAAGUUCAAGGAAUUUGA
Molecule: messenger RNA, 1083 nt
Organism: Exophiala aquamarina CBS 119918
Lineage: Eukaryota; Fungi; Ascomycota; Eurotiomycetes; Chaetothyriales; Herpotrichiellaceae
Exons: 1
Coding region: 1-1083 (360 amino acids)
Biological process (GO): tRNA splicing, via endonucleolytic cleavage and ligation
Molecular function (GO): tRNA 2'-phosphotransferase activity
Source: RefSeq, a predicted model, not a curated record